GGAAGAGGCUCUGGAGGAGGGUCGGAGCCGUGCACAUCCUACGGGGCGGUAAAGAGGCUGGCAUCGUCCGGGCCGGGAGCUCGCGGAGGGCAUAGUAACCGAGGGAAGGAGAAGCAACGGGGAAGGAGAACGCGGGAUAGGUACAGCCGCGGGGAGAAGGUUCAAGAGAGUGCGCCCCUGUAGGUCUGCACGGGCUCGUAAAGAAAUGGAUCAUCGGGGCAUUUUUGAGGAGACUGCAAGAAUGAUAUAAAGCCAAUAUAACUACUGUAGUUGAGAAAAAAAUUUACAAUCCUUUCCCGGGGUCUGAUCAAGGUGCUUGCAGGAAGCCAAAGGAUGUAAAGGCUAGAACUGUGCGGGUGGGGGGGAAUUUCAAUCCCACUCUUAGUUUCCAAGACCAGUGAGUAGUUUAUAUCUCUAAUUAACGCCCCCAUGCCUUCUUGUGUAACUGGUUCCAUAGAACCAAGCAGGACAACUUUCUAAGUUCCCUGGCCCUGAUCCUCCAGCAACAGGGACUUCUAUCCCACAGCAAUUUCCUGUUCUUGGGCACUUGGAAAGUGGCUGGGAAAGUGGCUCAGCGGAGCUGGCUAUGCAGCAGUCAAAUCAAGCUAUCGUACUUUCAUUAAUGGAGCCAUAAUCUGACUAAAUAGGCAAGAGUGAAGAAGAGGAGAGGAAGGAAAAGAAGAGCAAAAGAGAAGAGUGGACAUCUCUGGCUUUCUGACUUUGGCUGUGUACCAUGAGUGGCGGAAGGUUUGACUUUGAUGAUGGAGGAGCCUACUGUGGGGGCUGGGAAGGGGGCAAAGCCCACGGGCACGGCAUCUGCACUGGCCCCAAGGGUCAGGGCGAAUACUCCGGCUCUUGGAACUACGGUUUUGAAGUGGUGGGGGUGUACACAUGGCCCAGUGGCAAUACCUAUGAGGGCUACUGGUCUCAAGGAAAGCGACAUGGCUUAGGGAUUGAAACCAAAGGACGAUGGCUUUACAAAGGUGAAUGGACCCAUGGUUUCAAGGGAAGGUAUGGGGUAAGGCAGAACGUCAGUAAUGGAGCGAAGUACGAAGGCACCUGGAAUAACGGGCUGCAGGAUGGAUAUGGGACGGAGACCUAUGCUGAUGGAGGUACCUAUCAAGGCCAGUUCACCAAUGGCAUGCGCCAUGGUUAUGGCGUCCGGCAAAGUGUCCCAUAUGGUAUUGCAGCUGUAGUCCGCAACCCUCUAAGAACCUCCCUUACGUCCCUGCGUAGCGAGCACAGCAAUGGCACACUGCUACAACAUGAUUUGCCAUCAGCAAACCAGGAACAUGUUCCCAUGACACCUACCAUAACCCGGGGUGGCUUUGCUCUCAGCUUGUAUGCAGAUGCUGAUGCUGGCAAAUUAAAGAAGGGGGGACUCUUCAGACGGAGCUCCUUGUUUGGGAAACUGAAGAAAUCUGACUCCAAGACCUCUUUGUCCAGCCAAAGGAGCCGACUCAGCUUCCUUAAGAGCGAGAGUGGCAUGAGCUCUACAGGUAGUGAUGCUACCUCUACUGCCAGCCUUGGAGAAGGAGUGGAAGGGGAGGACUUCCCACCUUUUGAUGCUGAUAUUGAUGCCACCACCACAGAAUCCUACAUGGGGGAGUGGAAGAACGACAAGCGUUCAGGGUUUGGCAUAAGUGAGAGAUCGAGUGGGCUCAAGUAUGAGGGUGAGUGGCUGGAUAAUGUGCGGCAUGGAUAUGGUUGUACCACGUUGCCUGAUGGGAAGAAGGAAGAAGGAAAAUACCGCAUGAACAUACUGAUCAAAGGCAUGAAGAAGCGGGUGAUACCUCUAAAAAGUGCGAAGAUAAGGCAGAAAGUGGACCGGAGCAUAGAAGGCGCUCAGAGAGCAGCAGCCAUCGCCAGACAGAAAUCUGAGAUUGCAGCUUCUAGGACUGCCCACGCCAAAGCCAAGUCAGAAGGUGCAGAGCAAGCAGCACUAGCAGCUAACAGUGAAUCCAUGUUAGCCAGGUCGAUGGCCAGGGAGUUAUCUCCAGACUUCUAUCAGCCAGGCCCUGAAUACCUGAAGAGGAGGCUACUCCAAGAACUCAUGGAAAAUGAGGAGAAUGUUGAGCAUAUACAAGAAACACCCCCUGUUGAAGAGACAUCUCCAGCAACACCUCCAGAAAGUCCUCAAACUGAUGAGCAAGGUUUCAUGAAACCUAAGGAGAGUCCAGCUCCGACUCCAUCACCAUCCGGAACACCACCUGAGGCCAAGCGUGCUAAGCAGGGUUCCCAGAAGGGUGGUUUUCUCAGCCCUGGGACUUGGAAUGGAGAUCAUACCAAGGAUGGGAAUUACACAGGAAGUAGGCCAAACACAUCUUCUAAUGCUCUGCUGGCACCAGUGGAGAAGUCAGGAAGUAACAGCAGACCUGCUCCUCAGAGCCUCAGCCUUCCUAGCCAGGUGAAGAUUGCUACUGACCAGAUGGAGAUCAAACCCCUUCAGAGGAUACAGAAAGGAGGUGAAGUUAAAUUAUUUGAGGGCUAUCACAGUUAUGCUGUGCGAACCUCUCCAGUUACACCCCCAGUGGAUAAUGAGGAAGACCCAUUCUCAGACUCCAAAUUUCCUACCAAGCCAAGGUCCCCAGAGCCAGAAGCUGAUGCGAAAACAGCAGAUCACAAAUUAGAGCCACAGAAAAGGGGAAGUACACCCGUCACCCAACAUGAACCAGGUCACAAAGAGAAAAAAAUAAUCAAGACAGAAUCUAAGCUGGAGCCCAAACAACAUCCACCUGAGCAUAAAGUAGAACAGAAAGUAGAAGCUGUGCGUGAAACCAAGCCUGAACAGAAGCCUGAAGCCAAAGUGGUAGCCAAAGCUGAGCCCAAGGCUGUGGUGAAAAAAGUUGCUCCACCAGAGGCAGCAGCAAAAGAGGUGGAAGAACAAGAAGAGGGACCUAACACAAUAAUCAUUUGCAUGGUCAUCUUACUGAACAUUGGCCUAUCCAUCUUAUUUGUACAUUUUCUGACAUGAUGAGAUACAGAAACAAGAAGUUUAUGCUGGUCUAAACAACAAUCCUGAUCAGAGAUAACAUCAACCAUUCAGAGCUAUGUUAAAAGGAAGAUGCACAGAAGCACCCAGUGAGUGUACUGAGGUCCUAAACUUUCAUGCAAUGCUUCUGGCAAACUGUUUUGCUCCAACCAUAGCAAGAAGAGGUCUCAAAUUUUGCAACCCUUUUUAUUCUUCCUUUUGUUUUGAAUCUGCAUUGCUUUAAAGAUUUAUAAUUUUGAUGAACUACACUGCCACUUGUUGAAGAAACAAGGAUUCAUCUUAAUUGUGGAAUGGAAACACAAACUAAAAAGUCUUUUCUUCGAAUUUCACUGUGAAAACGUCAGACGUAAUGGUACAAAUCUUCCCACCCCAUAUUUCUAAAUUGCGCUGCAUCUCCAAAUCAUGGUUAACUCCAAGAGUGUGCUGAAGGUGGCUGGAGGGCACUUUGAAUGUUGAGGAUUUUUCCAAAUCCCUUGAAAAAAAUAGUUUGCUAAAAUCUAAUUGUGGCCCUUCUGUUUAGUCACUAAAGUUGGAGCCAAUAGGAAAGAUUUAGAAAUUAGAAAUGAGGGCUUAAAACAUCUUCCUGUCUCAUGAGGGACCCCCC
Molecule: messenger RNA, 3596 nt
Organism: Candoia aspera
Lineage: Eukaryota; Metazoa; Chordata; Lepidosauria; Squamata; Candoiidae
Gene: JPH2
Product: junctophilin 2
Exons: 6
Coding region: 734-2974 (746 amino acids)
Cellular component (GO): plasma membrane; endoplasmic reticulum membrane; sarcoplasmic reticulum
Source: RefSeq, a predicted model, not a curated record